Molecule: messenger RNA, 5222 nt
Organism: Chinchilla lanigera (long-tailed chinchilla)
Lineage: Eukaryota; Metazoa; Chordata; Mammalia; Rodentia; Chinchillidae
Gene: Ocrl
Product: oculocerebrorenal syndrome of Lowe
Exons: 24
Coding region: 266-2911 (881 amino acids)
Biological process (GO): signal transduction; phosphatidylinositol dephosphorylation
Cellular component (GO): membrane; cytoplasm
Molecular function (GO): inositol phosphate phosphatase activity; phosphatidylinositol-4,5-bisphosphate 5-phosphatase activity
Source: RefSeq, a predicted model, not a curated record
CUGGAGGCCUGGAAAACUGGCGCCGCUCUCUCUCUCUCUCGGGUCAGGCUCUCAUCUCCCGGCUCUUUGGCUCCUAGCGCCUUGCGCCGAGCUGUUUCUCAAACAGCGCGCAGCUGGGUCGGGUGGGUGGCAGGAGGCGGGAGACACUGUCGUCGGAUUUGCCUGCAGUCCGCAGCUCCGCUGAGCCUGGAGGCCACCCGAAUGGAGCCGCCGCUCCCAGUCGGCGCUCAGCCCGUUGCACCCGCAUACUGUCGAGGGUUUGGAGAUGAAGGGUCCCCUCCGGGAGCCCUGCGCCCUGACCCUAGCCCAGAGGAACGGACAAUAUGAGUUAAUAAUCCAGCUGCAAGAGAAAGAACACGUUCAAGAUAUUAUUCCUAUAAAUAGCCACUUCAAAUGUGUACAAGAAGCAGAAGAAACUCUUUUGAUUGACAUUGCUUCAAAUAGUGGCUGCAAAAUUCGGGUUCAGGGGGACUGGACCAGAGAGCGUCGUUUUGAAAUUCCUGAUGAGGAACACUGUUUGAAGUUCCUCUCAGAGGUCCUUGCUGCUCAGGAAGCUCAGUCACAGCUUCUUGUUCCAGAGCAGAAAGACUCAUCCAGCUGGUAUCAGAAAUUAGACACUAAGGACAAACCUUCUGCUUUUUCAGGACUUCUUGGAUUUGAGGAUAAUUUUUCAUCUAUGAAUUUGGACAAGAAAAUAAAUUCACAAAAUCAGUCUACAGGGAUUCACCGGGAGCCCCCACCCCCACCCCCUUCUGUGAAUAGAAUGCUUCCACGUGAAAAAGAAACUUCUAAUAAGGAGCAGCCUAAAGUGACCAACACCAUGCGGAAGCUCUUUGUACCAAAUACUCAGUCUGGGACGCGAGAGGGUCUCAUCAAACAUAUCCUGGCAAAGCGAGAGAAAGAAUAUGUCAACAUUCAGACUUUCAAAUUUUUUAUUGGAACUUGGAAUGUGAAUGGCCAAUCUCCAGAUAGUGGGUUAGAACCUUGGCUGAACUGUGACCCGAAUCCUCCUGAUAUCUACUGCAUUGGAUUCCAAGAGCUAGACUUGAGCACAGAAGCCUUUUUCUACUUUGAAUCUGUAAAGGAACAAGAGUGGUCAGUGGCUGUGGAGAGGGGUUUGCAUUCCAAAGCCAAGUAUAAGAAAGUUCAACUAGUCCGCCUCGUUGGGAUGAUGCUCCUUAUAUUUGCCAGAAAGGAUCAAUAUCGGUAUAUUCGUGAUGUUGCCACAGAAACAGUUGGAACUGGGAUCAUGGGGAAAAUGGGAAACAAAGGUGGGGUAGCUGUGAGAUUUGUGUUUCACAACACUACCUUCUGCAUUGUCAAUUCCCACCUGGCUGCCCACGUGGAAGAUUUUGAGAGAAGGAAUCAAGAUUAUAAGGACAUCUGUGCGAGAAUGAGUUUUGUAGUCCCCAGUCAGACCCUCCCACAACUGAACAUCAUGAAACAUGAUGUUGUCAUUUGGUUGGGAGAUUUGAACUAUAGACUUUGCAUGCCUGAUGCCAAUGAGGUGAAAAGUCUUAUUAAUAAGAAUGACCUUCAGAGACUCUUAAAAUUUGACCAGCUAAAUAUUCAGCGCACACAGAAAAAAGCUUUUGUUGACUUCAACGAAGGAGAAAUCAAGUUUAUUCCUACUUACAAGUAUGACUCUAAAACAGACCGAUGGGAUUCCAGUGGAAAAUGUCGAGUGCCAGCCUGGUGUGACCGAAUCCUUUGGAGAGGAACAAAUGUUAAUCAGCUUCAUUAUCGGAGUCACAUGGAACUGAAAACUAGUGACCACAAGCCUGUGAGCUCCCUCUUCCAUAUUGGGGUGAAGGUUGUGGAUGAACGGAGGUAUCGGAAGGUCUUCGAGGAUAUUGUACGCAUCAUGGAUAGAAUGGAAAAUGACUUCCUUCCUUCCCUUGAACUCAGCAGGAGGGAGUUUGUGUUUGAGAAUGUGAAGUUUCGGCAACUACAAAAGGAGAAGUUCCAGAUCAGCAACAAUGGACAGGUUCCCUGCCAUUUUUCUUUCAUCCCUAAACUUAAUGACAGCCAGUACUGCAAGCCAUGGCUUCGGGCUGAACCUUUUGAGGGCUACUUGGAGCCAAAUGAGACAGUGGACAUUUCUCUUGAUGUGUAUGUCAGCAAAGACUCUGUGACCAUCCUAAACUCAGGGGAAGAUAAGAUUGAAGAUAUUCUUGUCCUUCACUUGGAUAGAGGCAAAGAUUAUUUCUUGACAAUCAGUGGAAAUUACCUACCAAGUUGUUUUGGUACAUCAUUGGAGGCUUUGUGCCGAAUGAAAAGACCAAUCCGAGAAGUUCCUGUCACCAAACUCAUAGACUUGGAAGAAGACAGCUUCCUAGAAAAGGAAAAAUCCCUCCUACAGAUGGUUCCCUUGGAUGAAGGUGCCAGUGAGAGACCCCUUCAGGUCCCCAAGGAGAUCUGGCUUUUAGUAGAUCACUUAUUCAGAUAUGCCUGUCACCAGGAGGACCUGUUCCAAACCCCUGGAAUGCAGGAAGAGUUACAGCAGAUUAUCGACUGUCUGGAUACCAGCAUCCCUGAGACAAUCCCUGGCAGUAAUCACUCUGUGGCUGAAGCACUGCUCAUUUUCCUGGAAGCCUUGCCGGAGCCAGUCAUCUGUUACGAGCUGUAUCAGCGAUGUCUUGACUCUGCUCAUGAUCCUCGGAUCUGCCGACAGGUUAUUUCCCAGCUUCCAAGAUGCCAUAGAAAUGUUUUCCGUUACUUGAUGGCAUUCCUUCGCGAACUCCUAAAGUUCUCUGAAUACAACAACGUCAGCGCUACCAUGAUCGCUACUCUCUUCACUAGUCUUCUCCUAAGGCCUCCUCCCAACCUCAUGGCAAGACAGACAUCAAGUGACCGCCAGCGUGCCAUCCAGUUCCUCCUGGGCUUUCUGCUUGGGAGCGAUGAAGACUAAGUCUUUUCUUCUCUCAGAUUCUAGAGGAGGAAGAUCUUGGGCUCCAAGUAUUUCAGAAUGAUUGGAAAAGUCAUGCCACAGGAAGGGUCUGUUGUGGAAUCUCAAGUUCUGUUAAUAUUGCAAAAGGAAGAGUUUCCUAAUCCCUCCUUAACCAUAUCCUACACAGCAAAAUACUUUUAGACUUAUAUUGCCAAGCCAAAGUUACCAUAUUUUGGUGUUUUUGUUUUCUCUUUAUAAGGCAAAGAAGUAUUUAUACUCUUGUACCUAAGGAUGUGUUUGUUGCCUCCUGCCAGGUUGUCAAAACUGUCCUUAGUACCUUAGGCCUAGAUUCUGAGAUUUUCCCGUUCUAGGCCUAAAAGCAUUACUUUGCUAUAGCUCAAGACUUGUCUACAGUCCUUUGUAUAAAGCACUUUUGACCCACUUCCUUCAUAUAUCACUCCUUUGCACUGCCCUUCACUCAGUCUAUCACUUUGAAGGAAUCCUGGGUAAGACUUUGGCUCCUUGGGUGUCCGCAACAGUGAAUUCACUGUCCACAUGUGGUUGUUACACACAGUUGUGCAUUUCUACUACAGUGGCAUCUAUGUCACUGUAACAUUGGCCUUUUCCUGGAUCUACUCUAGGUGGAACCAUAUUCUCUUGUCUCAGAUCACAGUUAGUAAUCUAACUUUAGGGACUAUAGAGAUAACAUCUCAUCAGUGUAAGAGAAUCACAAUUAAAAUGGAAGCACAUUGAGUAUUUUAAGAGUACAAGUAUUCAUUUUUGACAGAUCCUGCUUCCUGCUCUCCCUUUGUAUUAUUACUUACAUUUUACAUGAGGAUCAAUGCUGGGUAGUAGGAGACCUAUCCCCUACUUAGAAGUCCACCUUCAAAGCAACACACCACAGUAAACAAGGGAGUCUGUGUACUUCAAGCAAGCCCCUUUGGAAUUAUUGCACCUCCCUCGGCAAGAGUGUUGAGGAUGACUGUCAGAACCAGAACCCCUUCUCCAAUCUUCUGAAGUACCAAGGGGCAGAUAUUCCCUCCUCCCUCAGCAGGGCUGACUCUGGGCCCCACGUCCGGCUAAUUCAAGUAAAGGAUACAGAGAUUCCCCUUGGCCCCCGGUCACUGUGUCCAGUGCUGCGUAAGAGAGCCUGACAAGUGGGACCAACUACACACCAUACCUCUCCCACUCAAGACGACCCUCUGAGCUUUUCAUUUGUUCAAGCUUUGUGGGACAGCCUUUUUAAAAAAAUAAUCUAUUGGUUGACAAAGAAGCCGCCAGCCACUGACUGCAAAACUGGCUUCCCCUGGUUUUCUUUCAUUAAAGCCACCCCAAGUUGAGUAAUUUUUGUGUUAACAGAAGGUACCAGGAGCAUCAUGUACAGACUCUAUGUGCAGUCUUAGGACUCUUCUAGCUCACCCAAGGAGAGGGCCAGGGGCUACUCCACUCUACCAUUGAAUGGUUCUGCAGUUCCCCUGUCUCUUGAAAGUUGAGUUCCCUGGGGAAGAAAAGGUAUGUAUCUUGUGAUUUACUGUUUAAGUCUUUUCCUGAUUGGGGGUUAGAGAAAUAGAAUAGUAAUCAAAUUAUGUAUGCCAAGUAGCUGAGGACCUGCUAGAUCAGGAGCUGGGUAGUGAACUUAGCUAAUGGAAGAUGGAGUGCAGAAGUUUUGUAUCGCUUAGGCCGGACAGUGUUUAUGGAAAGAGGAAGGAGAUAGGAGCUGCGGCAAGGUUGUAACACAGAAAAUGCCUUUCCUGGGCGCGUUUUCUAGUAUCUUGACAACUGGAUGUCUUGAGUGACCAAAGGCAUGAUUAGUAAAGCCCUGUGCAGCAUGCACACCGUGCCCUCUCUUACUUUCUCAAGUCAUAGCACUAAGUUGGUUUACUGCCUCAGCCUUUGGCCCAGCUCAUCUUGGGAUAUAUACAGGGUGGAGGGUUUUAGACCUCCCAUCUCUAGUUAGGGGAGACAAGACAGAAACCAGACAUAAAACAUCUGCUUACCUACCAUACCUGCCCCAACACCCCAGUCACUAAUUCCUGCAUCUUCCAAGGUACUGUUUCAUAGUUCCUCUGAAUUAAGGAUUUCAGAUCUAGUUGGUAGGAGUGGAGGCCUUUACACCUACCAUUUUAGAGAAUUGGUUCAGACCCAUGGGGUGACAUUGCAUUAGUCUGUCUUUUACCAUUUUCUGAUUCUUAUUCUGUGAUUGUUUGUUAUAUUUCCCAGAAACGUCUUGGUCACUAAGCAAAGCUGCUAGUGGGAUUCUGUAUUUCGUGUCAUCUUUUUUAUUAUAAUUUAUUGCAAAUUUUUUUCUGAAUAAAUAUAUGUUGUGUGAAAA